CUCAGGGAUUUUAUGGCAGAUCUACUAGACUACGUUUGUUUCGAGGAUCGAUUUUUUAGCUGCAGGUGGCAGUUUCACUCCUUACGGUAAAGAAUACCAGACGUAACUUUCACACACCAGACUCUUGUUUAGCAUUGUUUAUCUUGAGAAUUUGAAUCUGAAUCCUCAGCAGGUCCAGGUCCAGAGGAACAACGAAUUUAUUAUUGGACAUCGAAAAGGAAAAUAAAUUACAGCAACUGGUGCGAACGAUGACCAUGUUGAAUGUGCCGGACGAACAAAUGGUGUAUUCCGUGGAAGACACCACAACGAAUCCGAUCGCUGAAAAGAUGGAACUGAAUGAUGAAGCAGAGACUACAACCGGCGCUACAGUGACCACGAAAACUUCGCUCCAGGUGGAGCCGCAGGACGAGGGGCAUCAUUCGAGCCCUGAAUUACCUAGUACGGCUGCACAGGAGCAAGUUUCUCCGGACAAGAAUCCUGCCGAGGCGUUUGAUGGCAUGACGGAGCAGGAGAAACCGGCCACUGCUGCUGUAGUUUCCGCCCCUCCUCCAGUUGCCCAAGCACCUCCGGUUGUCGCAGCGCCGCCCCAACAGCAAUACUACCAACAUGCGUACGGGCAUUCUAGUACCUCGCACCCUGUUGUUCACCAGCAUCCUCAAGGGUACUACUAUUACACAGCCGAUACUCCCGGCGACGACGAGGAUAGGAACAAACAUCACUACCAGACGACCGCGGACGGUGCUGCGGAACACGCGGGUGCGGAUGCCGAAACAGCAAGUCCGCCUCGCACCGCGUGCGGCUGCUCGCCGGGGGUGGUCGCAUUGCUAAUCGUCUUGGCGGUCGCGGCCGUUUGCGCAGGCGUGUUUGUCGCCUGGUGGCAAGCGGCAAAAAAUGCACAAGAGAAGGACGACGGGGCGGCCGCGGUCCGGCCAGGUCCGGUCGCGAGGCCCCCGGCCCCGGUAGUCACUCCACCACUCCCCGGGGUCAGUCCCGGUGUAGUUCCGCUCCCGGCCGGCCCGAAGCCGCCGGCGAGGGGGACCACGACGCCGGACGGCAAUGGAAGAACGCCGGACGGCAAUGGAACUACUCCGAACAACAACGCGCCGCCCGCUCCCACGGGACCAAUGGCAAAAAAGCAGGCCAGCAAUCUCGUGAGCAACGACCCUGACGAGGCAGUCUUCGUCCCUCCAACCACACCGGCAUCUUGGUAUGCGGUGCCUAUUUCUGGUUUCUUGAGGCCGAGCGUAACGUUUGCAACCGACACGUACGAACCCCUGCUAAGCGUGUCCGACAAAAUCGCAUUGCUGAGCUGGCUGGCGCACAUUCAGCACGACCAGGACCCGUUUAGAUUGGGGGGCGGCGCGCAGGCGAUCUUGGGCAUAGCUGCAGACGAAAGUUUGAAGCAUCACUUUGUGAACAACAUCACGCAGGACCGCGUGCACCUUGCGUACCGCGGUACGGCCGCCGUCGUGCCGUGGGAUAGGACGGGACUCACGUCCCGCUUGCGCACGGGGGAGAACCCGGAUGAAGCGUACUCGUCCACCAACGGAGUGCUGUGGUACCUGCACCAGCUGUUCCAGAACGAUUGGCGCCCGGCGACGCUGCGCACCGAGACGACCACCGGCUUCGCCCCCGAGGGGACCUACAACUGGGGGCAGCGCUCCAGCCUGUUCGGAAUAUCGUACCCGGUGACCGUCCCGGAAAUCCGGCCCAAAAGGCUGAACCGCACAUGGGACGCGGUAGACAAACUCUACGACGUCGGCAGCUCCGGCGCCUCCUGGACGGCGUUGCAAGUGAAUGCUUUCAAGUACCGAUUGAAGGCGCGGUUCGAGGACCUGCUGGCCGUCCGCAUCCACCACGAGGAUCUGGACGAUCUGUUCAAGCAGCACGCCCUGGACACCACGACCAUCACCACGUACUACAGUCCGCGUUGGGCAGAAGCGACGUACGAGCUGACGGAGACAAAGGUGCGCAAGAUCGUCAUGACCAUGUUCUGGGCGCUGCUGCUGGCGCGGAUCCGCAUCGGGCGAAAAAUCAUUCAGAGAGAAAACGACACGUGGACAAAUCCGGAGACGUUUCGGAUGGAAUUCGACAACCCGCACUCCGACGCCGAAAAGAUGGGCGUCGGCAACUGGGGCUUCGACCGCACCAUCUUCGGACCGCCCAAAGUGCUGUUCCACUACACGUCGCGGACCUCAUUUCUCGCAAUUCGAUCCUCCGGAAGCUUGCGACCAGCCGAGAGCUCCGUUCUCGGUCCGGGGGUUUACCUGACGAACAUGGAGGUAUAGUUGUCUGCCUUACGUUUCGAACAAUGCUCGCAUUCGCUAUUUCGUGAUCUUUCUUUGCCUUUUUCAUCUAUCGUAGCAACAGACACAAUCUUCAGAUGUCUGUAUCGAUCCAUCUGGUGUAAGUGAAAAAGUGCUUCUGCUUGCUGAAGAGAUACUUAUCACAGCAACCAAUCAGGCCGUACUAGUGCACAGUAGACAUAAAAGCUCAAAUCGAAAGCCUAGCCGUCUAUUCAUUGUCCGUACUAGAUUUGAUUUUCGAAAACAACGUAACACUUACAGCAAGGACUUUUUGCGGAGUUUGAAGUUGAACAAGAAACGACCGUCGGGGAGUCUUGUGUAUUCGCUUUCGACGUCGAUGCGCUGUCGCAGAAGCAGGGGUUCUAUCUGGACCGGUUCUUGGACGAGCGUCGCGGGGACUCUGGGAGGUCGUUCACCUCGUCCCGACGAGUGGCCGGUUCCUACGGAAACAUAGUUCUGGGAUCGCACAACUUCCCCACUUAUUUGAAGAACACAAAGAAAGGGCCUAAGCCGGGGAUUCUCACCGACGGAAAUCCGUCUGGUACACAGCACCAAAAUGUCACGGACUGGUUCGUGGAAAAGCGGGGCAAGGAAAUAGAGUGGGAGCUGAAGUUAUGCUAAUGGAAAAUUACCAUCACGACCCGGAAAAAAAAUGACGACUCUAAUUUUGCCAUGAGCAACAGUGUUGUAGAUGGUGCAAAUCCAAAUAGCAAACAUUCGAAAUUGCAUCGAGCAUCAAUUGGAAAUUUCUGCUCGAGAUGGGGACGAUUUUCCAUUGCAUAGAAGACAAACCUCCCGGUGUCAGGGACGUACCUUGACGGUGCGACUGACCAUUGGCGUGCCCGAAAGCGCGCAGCCUACUCUAACACCCGGGGGCGCCGGGGGAGGGCUACUGCCACAGGGUCUGCCAGCUUGAGCGAGGAUGUGGAGCCGCCGGCUCUGACGGAAAAUUUCGGCAGCGUGAUGCUGAACCAGCUCGACAAAGGCAUCGACUACAUCGGCGUCUGCAAUCUGGAUAUCCCCAAUGGCGAGAACACGGGUAUUCUGAGCGAGUGGGUGGCGGUCAAAGAGGGCCGCGCCACGAGGAGACCUCCGAGACCGACUGCGGUAUAAGGAGACCAAAUUGCCGCAUAUCUUAAAUUUCAAACUUUGGUACUCAUCAUUGAUCAUACAAACAUACGUGCACUGUAGGUCUGUCUUCAAGCAUUAAAAACAGUUAUAGUUAUUACUUCUCUGCAAGUCGUGUACUUCACACAGAUUUCGUUGUAAACAAAGUAUUUCACCAUAAAGGGAGCUUCGUUACUGCCACGUGGAUAAUGCAUAGAAAGUAAGGUGGUAACACGAAGGCUCCCCAUGUAAUGAGAAUGUUUUAUGUCGUGGAUAAUGUAUGAUGGAUGUUUUUGUUUCUUGUCUGCCCGCAGCACCUGAAUAAAAGUGUGCCAACACCUCCGUAGCACGGACGCUGUACUUUCAAUUCCGAAUAGAUUUGGGCUCCACAGAAGAACUAGGAAAACGAUAACCUAUCGCUAUGGAUCUGGCGAGAAUAACGAGGGCAGACUGCCCAGGCAUCUGCAGUACCCCUCACCCACUAGCUGUUUCUAGAAAACAAAAACGAAACGCGCUGCGCUCGUCUUGGCAAAAGACAAAGAGGCAACAACUUUCUUGUCGAAAUUAGUCACAAUAUCGAAGGAACGGGAUGAUGAAAAGUGAACAUGCUCGGAAACGUUUUUGGGCCACGGUUUUAUCUACAUCUCGACUAGCGUGUAUAGGGUGGACCACCUGAUAUAAUUGGACUUUGGUACAAUUACUUUUUUUAUCUACUAAACAUCGUCGAACGCAAUCGCAACAAACCUAGACUGUUACCAUGAGUGUGCACGUAAAUUCGUUUCAGCAUAACAACAUACACAGAAAACAUCACGAGUAAGACCUCCAUGUCAUACAUAUGGUUGAGCCUUCACGAUCACGAGAAAGAGAACGAAAAAAGAUAGGAAUUAUAACUACGAACAGAUAGCUCCGUUUCUAAAUUACAUGCUCUGAUAAUUUCUAGCUCGAGAAGGAGUCCCCGUUGUCGGCGCGGCCCUACUCCUGAUUGGAU
Molecule: messenger RNA, 4401 nt
Organism: Amoebophrya sp. A120
Lineage: Eukaryota; Dinophyceae; Syndiniales; Amoebophryaceae
Source: the annotation of a GenBank genome assembly